Molecule: messenger RNA, 627 nt
Organism: Striga hermonthica
Lineage: Eukaryota; Viridiplantae; Streptophyta; Magnoliopsida; Lamiales; Orobanchaceae
Source: the annotation of a GenBank genome assembly
AUGUCGUUUUCCGGGACCACGCAGAAAUGCAAGGCUUGCGAUAAAACCGUGCAUUUUGCCGAGAUGGUAUCUGCGGAUGGAGUUCCGUACCACAAGCAAUGCUUCAAGUGCUCCCAUUGUAACGGCCGUCUCGCGAUGAGCAACUAUUCUGCUGUGGAGGGUCAACUAUACUGCAAGCCUCAUUUUGAACAGCUAUUUAGAGAAACUGGUAGCUUCACCACCAAGAAAUUUCAAUCAUGUGAAGCACCAAGCAGAGUCUCCUCAUUUUUCUCUGGCACCCAAGACAAAUGUGCUGUCUGUACAAAGACAGUUUAUCCACUAGAAAAGGUUGUGACAAUGGAGGGAGAAUUCUAUCACAAGUCGUGCUUCAGGUGCGCACACGGAGGUUGCUUCCUGACGACCUCAUCUUACGCGGCUUUAGAUGGAGUUCUCUAUUGCAAGCCGCAUUUUGCCCAACUUUUCAAGGAAAAAGGAAGCUACACACACCUCGCAAAAACCGCGUCUCUCAAGAAAAAUACGGGCGAUCAAAAUAACACGGAUACUAAUACUAAUACUGAUGAUGAUCAAAAUGCUAGUGCCACAGAGGAUGAACAAUCUGAAAACCUUCAAGUCACACAAGAGGCUUAA